Osmerus eperlanus (European smelt) is the source of this 2356-nucleotide messenger RNA. RefSeq lists its product as uncharacterized. Gene Ontology annotation, molecular function: nucleic acid binding. The record is from RefSeq and is a predicted model, not a curated record. NCBI's taxonomy places the organism in Eukaryota, Metazoa, Chordata, Actinopteri, Osmeriformes, Osmeridae. The transcript has a single exon. Gene Ontology annotation, biological process: DNA integration. The coding region runs from base 434 to 1573 and encodes 379 amino acids.
UCACCGCAUCCGACAAACCACAUCCCCUCAGCAGUGACACUAUGUACCUACGGAUCAAAAUCCAGCUGAUCUGGCAACUAGGUCAGUGCCUGCGUCACAACUCACCAACACCACGUGGUUUACAGGACCAGAGUUCCUAUACAAGCCACACCAGCCUGAAACUCAUGACCCCUUUCAGUUAGUAGAUCCUGAAACAGACGCAGACUUGAGGCCUCAGCUGACAGCACUCGCCACUCACCUAAGUGAAGGUAAACUCUCCUCAGAGCGGUUCCAGCGCUUCUCCACUUGGGAGUCAUUGCUGAGAGCUGUCUCUUGCUUAAUCCAUCAAGCCACAUCAUUCAGAUCAGACUGUCUGAAUGUUUGUAAAAGAUGGCACCUGUGCAAAAAACCACGCACUCCAGAGGAGCUAGAUGCGGCAAAACGAGUCAUACUCAUGUCUGUCCAAAGGGAUGCUUAUCCAGAAGAGUAUGCAGCACUACAAGAAAAAAGAACAAUUUCCAAGUCAAGCACAAUCCUGAACCUCGAUCCUGUCAUGUGCGAUGGCCUGUUGAGAAUUGGCGGCCGUCUGAAACAUGCGUCUGUUGAGUCUGAGGUGAGAAACCCCAUCAUUCUCCCAAAAUGUCAUGUGACAAAGUUAAUGGUGAGCCACCACCACACAAAAGUGCAGCACCAAGGGCGACACUUCACAGAAGGUGCUGUGAGGGCUGCCGGCCUGUGGGUCGUUGCAGGCAAGAGACUGAUAGGCUCAGUCAUCCACCACUGCGUCACCUGCCGCAAGUUAAGAGGGAAGUUCGAGGUCCAGAAGAUGGCUGACCUCCCCCCGGAACGUCUGAGCUCAUCUCCGCCAUUCACAUACGUAGGGCUGGAUGUGUUUGGCCCCUGGAAUGUGGUCACCCGACGCACCAGAGGUGGUGCAGCUCACAGUAAGCGGUGGGCUAUACUCUUCACAUGUAUGUGCACCAGGGCUGUGCAUAUAGAGCUCAUUGAAAACAUGGACUCACCCAGCUGCAUCAAUGCCUUGAGAAGGUUUUUUGCCCUGAGAGGGCCAGCAAAGCAGCUGAGAUCAGAUCGAGGUACGAACUUUAUCGGGGCCAGUGCUGAACUGGGCAUGAGACCGGACAACCCAAACCAGGUCAGCACUCUGAAACACCUUCACGAGAACGGCUGUGCGUGGGAGUUUAACCCGCCACAUGCAUCUCACAUGGGGGGCGUGUGGGAGCGCAUGAUCGGCGUAGCCCGCAGGAUACUUGACUCCAUGCUCCUGGAAAGAAAGCAAAAUGACCUGACUCACGAAGUGCUGUGCACCUUGAUGGCAGAGGUGUGUGCCAUAAUGAACGCAAGGCCAUUAGUUCCAGUCUCCUCUGACCCCUUGUCAUCAGUGCUGCUGACUCCUGCUAUGCCGUUGACUCAAAAGCCAGGGGUGUCUGCUCCAGCCGGCACUUUUACCGAAAAGGACUUGUUCAAGUGUCAGUGGAGACAGGUGCAGGCCCUGGCAAAUGAGUUCUGGAAGCGAUGGAGGAAAGAAUACCUCCACACUCUUCAGCCAAGGCGCAAAUGGCACACAGCAACAUGAAAUCUGCAGCCCGGGGACGUUGUGUUGCUGAAAGAGAGUCAGUCCCCCCGCAAUGAGUGGCCUAUGGGUCUGGUCACUGCCGUCUUUCCAAGCAGUGACAAAAAGGUCAGAAAAGUUGAAAUAAAGACUGCAUCUCAAGAUAAAGUAAAGACAUUCUUCAGGCCCAUUACUGAGGUUGUCCUGCUUCUGCCUAAGGAAGGUCAAAGGUCAAGCGAGGACUGUUGAAUCUUUAGUGGCAUUAAAUGCCAGACGGGGAGUGUUCUGCCCAUAAUAUGUUUUUGUUCUGUCUAUAAUAUGUUUUAUGUAUUGGGUUACUCUUAAAACUUUUGUAUGUUCACGUGAUUUAAUGUGUUUGAUAUGAGUGUACAGGAAGCAAAGCAUGUUUGGAAUGUAAACAAACCAGGCAUCGUUCACAUAGCAACUAUCAACUGUCACAUAGCAAAAUAUCCAUUUUAUGUAUUUUCAAUCUGUUGUGUGAAUCUUAAAGAAAGCAAUGACUGUAAGUUUUACACGAUCAUAAUAUGUACAUUACCUAAAUACAAUGUGUUAUAUUGUAACUUUGAUGAUGAUUUUGGAUGUUGUAAAUAGUCAAACGCAAUCGCUGCAUAUCAGUUAUGUAUGUAUUUUAAAAUUACUGUAAGCAUUUUUCUACUUUCUCUUUUUAUUUCGUAGUUUCACUCCGUUUCAAUGUUGUCAGCUUGACUAAUAGUCAAUAAAGGAGCAAGAAGGCUCAUUUUCCUGGCUCUUGAAAAAGGAGUUUGGCUCGCUGUUGAAUCUACGUUG